AUGCAGCCGUUCAUUGGGCACUUGAAGCUGCCCGUGCGGCGGCGACACCGCGCGCGAGUCCAGUACUUGUCGACGCAACGGAUCCACGAAAGCUCGGGAAAGUUCAGCCUCGACGUCGUUGGGCCCACCGAUUUGAGUCUAGUCGCCAACACGAACAAGACCCCCAACGCAACCACGGCACGAGGGAAUCCGCCGUCGACGAAAGCGCCGAUGAUGGUGGACCACACCCAUGCCCCGCUCGACGUCGUGCGCGUACACACGAGAAUGUGUGGACCAACAUUUGUGUCGGUCGUACGAGCCGUCACACGGGUGGACGAGGUGGCGUACCGCCUCGAUAACGAGACGGCAUCGCAUGUGCUGUACUACCGCCAAGUGGGCGUCGAUAGCCCAACGAACGGAUGGAAGGAGCUGGGGCCUGGCAAAUCCACCGUGUACGUGUGGGCGGAGCCUUUGGCCCUCCAUCAGCUGUCCAUUUGCUUGCGCCACGAAGACGCGGCGGCGCGGCCGUCGCAACGGCAGCUCUGGACCACCCGUGCCACGAAACUCAACGGGCUUCUCUUGGCUCCACGAAAACAAAGCACGGGCAUCGAGUUGAAAGGAAUGGGCAGUGGUAGUGGGGGGGGGCGAUGGGCCACGCCACCACCUACGUCGGCCAAACCCCAAUCGUCUGCGGGCGCGCAACCACCGACUUCCCAGUAUGUCCAUCAUGCCAAACAGUUUGGCUAUGCAUCGUCGUUGCUGUCGGAGCGGAAAGGUCUGGGCUUGGACGACGUUGAGGCCAUCCAUUUGGAUGUGAUCGGGCUCCAAAUGGCGCUGGUCCGGCCGACCACCACGGCAUCCACCGCGACAUCGCUUGGCGGUGCUUCCUCUGGCAACUCCACCCACUCGACGACGCCACAAGGCGCCGAGACUACGAAACUCGUGAACCAUACUCUCUUAGCUCCGUCGGACCUCCUCUCCAAGCCGUUCCUGCAAAAACCAAAGCGCCACACGAGCUACGCGCGCAUUGAGAACGACGGCGUCACGCGGGUGUUGCGCGUGCGGGACACGACCGGUCUCGACGACGAGAAAGCUAGAUUUGUCAAGGAAGAAGCGCGGGUCCAGCGGUUGCUGUUUCACCUGCUCGCGCUGCAAUGCGGGUCAGCGUUUGCAUCCGUUCACUUGUCCGCAGAACCGGGCCAUCUUCGCCGUGGGUUGUCCCCGUUGGUGGACCACAAGCCAAGGUCGACGCCGUUCUCUUCGGGGCACCGCCGCACGGCCUCGGCUGUUGCGUCGACGCGGUCCCAGUCGUCCCCAUUGUGCUCCUCGACCUCUGCCAUGCACCGAUCGUUGCGAACGUCGUCGUGUGUCCACGAGAGUGUAUUGCAGAAGGAUGGCAGCAACAUGGGUGGCCUCGACGAGUUGGGGGGCCGUGGGGGGGCGAUGGGCUUGACACUGUUUCAGUCGAUGAUGGAGCCCCCUCCCACGGCAGCAAUCCACCGAACGGAGGCGGCAAACCGAGCCUUGUACGACCGAAUCGUACCUUACAUGACCACGCCCGUGCUAGAAGACGUGAAUCAAGUGCUGAUCCAAGUUGUGUCUGCGUCGGGACUCAAGGCUGCGGCGCCCGCCGACGGCGGGUGGAGCAACCCGUACUGCAUCGUCACGAUGGCCCCGACAGCGAACGGUUCGACCGCCACGAUCAGUUGUGGUGGACACCCUGGCCCAUCCAGUCGCUUUGCCACGAUCGCAUCGUCCAAGCUCACGUUAGCCAUGGCAAAGCGGAUGGAGCAGCGCACAUACUACAUCGAGCGCACGAUGGACCCGGUGUGGCGAGACCAAGUGUUUUUGUUCGAGAAAGCACACGGCCCCGACACCCCGUGCACUGUCCAAAUCGACGUUCGGUCGCAUUCACCGCUGGGAAAGCAUGUUUUCCUGGGGCGCGCGGUCGUUGGCAUUGACGGCGGCGCGCUAGCCAAACACGUCACGAUCAAGUUGGUCGGAGCCAAGGCGCACCACGUCGUGACGGGUACAAUCGACGUUGUGGUCGAGACAGCGCGCACGCAAUCCCAACUCGUCGAGUACUGGUACCACCAAUUGCGGCAGCGGGCUCAAGUCUUGAGCGCGCAGUUGGUGUACCUUCGAUCGAGGGUACGCCAGAUCGACAUGGAGCGCGCGAUGGAGCACAAGCGCAAGCUGAACGUGGCGGCCGAGCCCCACUCGAAGCAAGUCAAAGGGCGGACCAAGGCCAAGGCGCUGUUGCUCCAGAACAAAGAUAAACUCGUCGCCCACAAGAACAAACUCAAGGACAAAUGGACGCAGCAACUCCAGCAACUCCAGCACCCCAUCCACAUGAACGAGAAAUUGGCGCAUUUUCGGGACGUCGCCGAGAAGCGAUGGCUCCAAGAAGUCAAGAAACUUCACAAAGCAAACGUCCGCACGAGCAUCUUGCACGUCAAGCGGUUGUUUGCCAAGGAUAGCACGUCGUCCGCCGGUGGUGCAAGUGCGGCUACCGGACGCGCUGCCAAGGAUCAUGGCGGGCUCUCUUUCAAGGCAUCCAUGAACAAAUUUCGCAGCGUCCACCACGUCAAGCCACACCAAUCUGCCAAUUCCAACACCGACUACGUCGACGAGAUCAAGCGGUGCUACCGCCGGCUCGUUCGUAGCGGAGGGAAUGUCGUCGUGGGGGUGGCAGAAGGGCGGCACUUUGGUCGGCUCGGCGUCGACAAAGUCCACUGCGUCGUGCUGUGCCAAGACACGACCUUCGUCACACCCAAGGCCAAGGCGGAGGACGUGGUCAUGUGGCCAGCGGGUACGGCGGGAGCGAGCCCUGUGCCAAAGAUUCCCCUUCGGCGGCACCGCGGGGAGUUGGUCGUGCAUGUCGUGGGGACGUCGAAACGAGCGUCGACCGGGCGGAUCGUCGGCCACGUUCGCGUGCCCAUGGACGUUGCGCUCGACUACUGCGGCCGACACGGCGGGACAUUCUCGACGUGGUUUCCGAUAGCUCCCCUCGCCGACGCGGCGCCGUUGGAGCUCGAUCUGCACAAACUCGUCCACCCCGUCGAGAUGAAGCUCGGGUACUCGUCACCGCCGUCGUCCGCGCCUUGCAUCCACCUCUCGAUGACGUACGAGCCCGAGCAGUCGAGCUUUGUGCUGGGCCACGUCCGUUCGUAUGUGAGUGUGGUUGUGGGCGAGCUGGCGCUGUCGUUGUCAGCUCCCGUCUCGGCCAUGGACCACUCGAAAGACAACACGGUCGAGACCCAUGAGAUGCUUCGGAUUUCGUUUGCUGGGAUUGACGUGAAGUGCCUCACGUCGUCCAAGCAAUGCCAGUGGACGGUCGACUUGGAUUCGUUCCAGGUCGACAAUCAGCGCAGCGCCGCUCUCAACCAGACGGACGUGCCCGUGAUGGUGUCCCGCGCGAGCCACGAGAUGGCGUGCGGUGGAACCGCCAAACCCGUCAAGCCUUUGCUCCAGGCCGUCGUGAUCACCCAUCCAAGAAAGGACCAGCAGCAGCACGUCGACACUUCUUCAUCGUCUCGUCCGACCGGCGGGUCCCCGACCAACUCUACUGGCCGGCGAGGAGGACCCACCGGGUUGAGUACCGACACCGCGGCUCGCCACAUCACCCACAUUGAGCUCGUGGCCCUUUCAAUCGACGAAACGGACUGGACAUUUGACGAGGUCAUGUUGCGGACAUUGUACGAUGUGUGCGAGCGGCUGUACGACAAGCACCAGCCCGUCUUUGGCAGUGCCAUUGGCGCGGGGGCAAGUCCGGUCGGCGCAGUCGUCGCGCCGGCGAUCGCAGGCAUCGCGUCCGUGUAUAUUGCCCGUCUCGACGUCCGACCGUUCAAAUGCAACGUCACGUUUCGAAAGUCGACGUCGUACGCGCCAACGACGGCCGCCGCGAUGCCAAACACCCAUCGCAAGGCCAAGUUUAUGCAUUCGUUUGUGGCGGCGAUAUUCAACCUUGCCAACACGAUCGAGAACGCACCGCUCGAGUUUAACGCGCUGCGACUGGACCAUGAAAUAACAGACUUCCACCAUCUCCAAGAUCACGUGUUCCAGCACUACACGACCAAUGUCCUGCGGCAGCUCUACAAACUCAUUGGCUCGAUGAACUUUAUGGGGAACCCGGUGGGGCUUGCGGCGAACGUUGCCGGUGGGGUGCGCGACUUUGUCGUGCAGCCGUACGCGGGGUUGACGUCUGGGGGACCAUCCGGGCUUGUCCGGGGACUUACAAAAGGCACUGCGUCUCUGCUGGGGCACACCGCGUUCGGUCUCUUUGAUACGACGUCACGGAUGACGGGCGCGAUGGGAAACACGGUCGUGGCGUUCUCUCGGGAUCGUGUGUUCAAAGCCAAGCGGAACGUGUACGCGCUGGCGCGGCCCACGACCCGUCGCGAUCAGCUUCGUUUGGACAUCCAGAAACUCAAGCACGACGUGUGCUCGGGUAUCAUCGGGGGGCUCACCGGCCUCGUUCUGGAUCCGAUACGAGGAGGCCGGCGGGGGGGCCUGCGGGGCUUUGCCGGAGGCGUGGCCCAAGGCCUGUCGGGCGUCCUUGUCAAGCCCGUCGUCGGCGCCAUCGAUUUGGCUACCCACGUCGUUGAAGGCGCGCGCGAUGUUGCCGGGCUUGCCUUCGGAACGAAAAAGACGGCCUUCGAUAAGCUACGAAAACGCAUGUCCCAUGUGUUUGGCGCCGACGGUCGAUUACUGCCCCACGACGCGUCCGAGAUAUGGAGCACGGCGGUUGUCGCCUACCUGCACGCCACAUCGCGACAACAGCAUGCCACGUCGGGUGUUCAUAAGGUCACUGACAUGGACCCGCCCAUGCAACUCGUAUGGGCGACGGCAUUCAAGACAGACGUGGGCCGUGUGAGUCUGGUUGUGGUGCGAAAGUGCGAGUUGCUGUGCGCCGAGAUAUCGACGGCCAACUGGCAGCAGCCGCGGUUGCUGUGGCGCGUGCCGACGGAUCGGGUCGCAUUUGUCGAACGCGUGGCAGCCGUCCACUUGGCUGUGCACUUUCGACGGAGCGUCGAGGACCAAGCCCGGCCAUUCAAAGUGGCCAAAACGACGCCCGCCAAGCGCGGCCUCCAUCGCCCUCGGGCUGACAGCUGCCCGUCCCCCAAGCUGUGCAAAAUCGACGGCAGCAGCAGCGAGACAUGCAACAAGGACGACAUCGAUGACCUAGACACGGUCGAAGUGGUCGUCACGGCCGCAUGGGAAGACGCGCGGCACUUCGAGCGCGACGCUGCCAAGAUGGCUCAGCUCGUGGCGGUCUUGCGUCACCAGUAUGCAUUUGUAGGUUCCAUCCGGGAUGACGUGGACGGGGAUGGCGACGACGCGUCCGAACGACGGACGAAAUGGGUGGUCGACCCGCCGACGCUUCCAUCGACCACGGCGCUGCAGCAGUUUGCAUUCCAGCGCCUCCACGUAACGCAGGAAACACUCAAGACGCAGUACUGCGUCAAUGACGAAGACCUAGCAAAGUUGGAGCGAUGUCCAUGGACUGAAUUCGAUGGCCACGACGCAGUCAGGUUGUGGGCUGGGUGUGCCGACCCACCUUCCAAUGGUGCGUUGUCAGCUCCAGCAGGGGCCGAUGCGAAGAAAGCAGGGGCGAAACCACGAGCCCCGUCUUUGGUCACGCCGGGCUCCACACGAUGA
Aphanomyces invadans is the source of this 5640-nucleotide messenger RNA. RefSeq lists its product as hypothetical. The transcript has 9 exons. Gene Ontology annotation, cellular component: extrinsic component of membrane. Lineage: Eukaryota; Oomycota; Saprolegniomycetes; Saprolegniales; Verrucalvaceae. The coding region runs from base 1 to 5640 and encodes 1879 amino acids. The record is from RefSeq and is a predicted model, not a curated record. Gene Ontology annotation, biological process: protein retention in Golgi apparatus; protein targeting to vacuole.